CACGCAGACAGCUGCAAGACAAGACACGCAACACCGGCAGCAGUUCAAUUGACCUGCAGUCACAGCUGGCUUGUCUCAAAAGUUGCAGUUCUGCAACCAGUAUCGCUCAAUUGGUGUGUGAAAGUACUAAGAGCAUUCCCUCAUAAUGGCAGAGUCAGGCCCCGUCUCGCCUCAGCCGCUUUCCAAGCGUGAGCUCAAGCGUCAACAGAGGUUGGCCAAGGAACGGGAAAAGAAUGCCGCAAGCCCUGAAGAGCAUGCUACAAACGGAGCUGCGUCUCCAGUUCAGGAGACUGCCAAAGGUCCGACCGAUUCUAGGCCGUCGCCCUUCCUCGAGCCCGUGCAGAAACGCAUCCGAAAUUAUCUCAAGAAGAAGCAAAAGAUUGACAAACUGACGGAACAAUCACAGGACCCUCAUGAAGCAGUCAAGUUGAAUGCCGAUCAAAAGGAGAUUCUUGCCAGGAAGGACCAAGUCCUUGCACCCCUCAAAGAAUUGCAAGCACUUGCAGAGCAAUUCUCCGGCAUUGACAUUGAGCACAAUCUUGCGCUACGGGCAGAAGCUGACGAGCGUAACGCUGACAAGAUUGCUGCAGUCAAAGCAGCAAGGGAGGAAGGCUACAACGAGGGCAAGAAGUUGAUCGAAUCAGUGGUUGGAUUUCUGGGCUACGCGUCGAUACUACGCAUCAACCCAACAGAAGAUCAAGAAUACAACGAGGCUAAUGAGAGGCUUCUUUCCAUCUUUUAUGAAAGUGGUCCAGCUUCUGUUGAAGCAGCGGAGCGAUUGAAGGAGGCGUCCGACUCAUGCAUCGAGGGCACUGUCAUCUCUUAUGCUCGUAUUGCAGAGGCAAUGAAGCCGGUUCCUGAGGAAGACGUCCUGGAGGUGCCAGAGCAAGCAGAGAUCCAAGCUGCAACGGAAUACGGCAACAAUCACAGUGCUGCAGGGCACUUGGUCAGUUUUGGCCAUGUCGCCGAACACCCUAGCACAAUGGGUGGUGGUGGUAUAUCAUUCCUCAACGAGUCCGAGAUCGAGGGAAGCCACGCCCCAGAGGAAGCAGAGGCCUUGCCGACUGAGUCCACGCCAGAAGCUCCAGCCCAAGGUGUUGCAGAAACCUGCAAUGCCAACUCUGCUGGCAUCGCCUGGAAUGCUGAAACCCCGGAAGUCAAUUGGGCUGACGAGGUGGAUGCCUCUGAUGCUGAGCCAAAGGCCAGCGUUACCCCAGCUGUUGCAGUGCCGCAUACAUCAGAGCCACCGCGCGCCGUUCUCCCGACAAAGGAACCAGAGGAUGAGUUCACGCCUGUUGAAGGACGCAAGCGCGACUCUGGAACCCGAGGACGCGGACGAGGCGACCGCCGUGGCAGAGGCCGGGGACGAGGCAGAUCAACUGCAACGCCCGCUUGACAAUAUCUGCUCUUACCGGCGCGUGAUCUAGCAUGUCCUAUCAUACAACGCAACCUUCUCCGUAGUCUGAAUCAAGGCCCG
Molecule: messenger RNA, 1477 nt
Organism: Protomyces lactucae-debilis
Lineage: Eukaryota; Fungi; Ascomycota; Taphrinomycetes; Taphrinales; Protomycetaceae
Exons: 2
Coding region: 146-1396 (416 amino acids)
Source: RefSeq, a predicted model, not a curated record